Molecule: messenger RNA, 2994 nt
Organism: Corythoichthys intestinalis (scribbled pipefish)
Lineage: Eukaryota; Metazoa; Chordata; Actinopteri; Syngnathiformes; Syngnathidae
Exons: 7
Coding region: 494-1084 (196 amino acids)
Source: RefSeq, a predicted model, not a curated record
CAAUGGGCGUUUUGUGUUGGAUAAGUUCUUAAAUUAAUGAUAAAAACGUGACGAAGCUGGCGAUUUCCUUGGCAAUGUUACCACAAUGAUAAUUUUCACCUUAACGUAUAAAUAGUGGCGAACGGUGGUCGGAAGAGGACCACGGAGCUGUAUUGUUGAGCCAGUUUCAGGCUUUUUACUGUCCCUGAACGCACCGCGAAGUGAGAUAGGUCGGUGCGGUAGAGAUAAUACUUUCGUUUUCUUGAGAGCAGUCAACUGCUUAAGACAAUGGGCGUUUUGUGUUGGAUAAGUUCUUAAAUAAAUGAUAAAAACGUGACGAAGCUGGCGAUUUCCUUGGCAAUGUUACCACAAUGAUAAUUUUCACCUUAACUUAUAAAUAGUGGCGAACGGUGGUCGGAAGAGGACCACGGAGCUGUAUUGUUGAGCCAGUUCAGGGACACGCACCCCAAGCUCAUAUUUUUCUAUAACUUGCAUCUUCAUUUCAAAGUUUAACAUGGUCCAAGGACAAGAGAUGGCACUUAUGAUGACCAUUCUAUGCGCGCUUUUUGCACCAUUACACUCUGUGGAGAAUCCUUCCUGUACCGUCACACAGCAUCAUGACAAGACCGUGUGCGAAAUUGUCGGGGACACCAAUCCACAGAGUGCUUCAUACAGUUGGUGUGACAGCAAGAACAAUGUCUUAGCGGAUCACAAACAGAGCAACGAGUUGGUCCUGCAGUCCAACGGGACUCAUCUUGUCAUGAGAAGUUGUGUGGAAGGGAUCUAUCGUUGGAUAGAUUGCUAUAAACAGGAAAAGGAAUGCAUUGUCCAUUGUAACAUUAACUGCACUGAAAGUCCUGUAGAUCCUGUGACUGAAGUUCAUCCGUCCGGAGGAGAAAUUGCUGGGAUUGUCAUCGGAGUCCUGUUGGGUUUGGGGGUUCUUGCUGGUCUGCUGGUCCUUGUUCACCACUUCUGCAACUCCCGUUCUAAAAAGUGCACCAGAAACGGACGUGCCUCAAGUGUCCGUGAGGAAAAGUUAAAUUUGAAAGACUUAAAUGUGAUUGAAUCAGGCCGGGACAUAGAACAACAGAAAGCGUGUGGGUAAAAGGAGGGAAGGUCAGGCUCUGAACUGGGUCAGGUCUGUACAGUACGAGUGUUUUGCUCACGUAUAAACAAAAAUAUAAUUUGGUGCGAGAAGUCCAAGCACGGAUUUUACCAAUUUUGUAUUUUAAUCCUAUAAAAUAUAGCAGUCUUAAAUAGUUGAAUAUAAGGGGGGGUCAGCAACCUUUUUGGUGUGGAGUGCCACUUUCAAAUUUUCUUGUCAAUCAGUGUGCCACACCAAGAUUAAUGACGCACAUCCGAACUUUUAUAUCCAACAGAGCUGUAAUCUUACUCCAGACAAAACAUGGACAUACAUUGAAAUCAAAUAACUACCAUUCUUAUUACUUGAGUGUAACAGUAAUAACAGCUUUACAGCAGCAUCUUUUGUAAACAUAUUACACCCCCCCCCCACACACACACACACACAACACACACCAGCAGGAAAAGAAACAAGUGUGAUUCUCAUGGCAGGUCUCCUACACAGUACAGAGAGGGCUGUUUUAACUAGGGCUGUCCCAAACGACUAAUUUUCUCCCGAUUAGUCAGCCGACUAUUUUUACGAUGAGUCGACUAAUCUAAUAAUUAAUUUUUUUAUUUUUAAUUUAGCAAUGAAAUUUUUGUUGACGCUUAUCAAUUCACAAAAAAACAUAUUGGAACACUUAAAUUAUUUAUUAAAAUACAAAUAAACACGUAAAUAACAAUAAUAAAUCACAAAUAAACAAUGAUUUCAAAUGCUGAUAGAAUUAACUAGUGUAGCAUCCCGAUUGAAAAGAUGGUCUCUUAAACUGAUGGCUUACAACUUUUAUUCCAUCCUUGAUGUAAUCACACUGUAAGAGCUACGGUGCACACAAAUAAAACAACACAAUUAGAAAUGAACAAAAACUUUUCACCUUUUUCCUUUUAAACCUUAUUUAUAUAUCAAUGAAUUGCCUAUAUGACUUGCCUUUAGCUUAAUUUAUUACCUUAUCAUUGACGAUCUCUCCCUUGAGUGCAAUCACUGUAUAUACUGUAUAUAUUUAUGACCUUUUAACCUUAUAUAAUUUUCUAUACCAUAAAAUAAACCAUAACAUGAAAUAAACCUUUCAGUUAGCAUUAAGAACAAUACUAAUAGCACUUAUAGGCCCAUUGUCAAUGAAACAUCAUUAUUUAGUAAGGCGACAGUACCCUCUGGUGUACAAAAAAUGAAAAAACAAGUUUACAACGGGGUGACGGCGCUUGAGGUGUUUAUUCACGGCCGACGUGCAGUCAAGCUUGGCAUUGAAGAGACAGGACAGAAGAGUGUACCCUCCUUUGUUUCUUUGAAAUAAGUCAAUGUUCUGGACACUUUGGUGUGCUUUUUUUUGGCUUUUUGCCGCUUUCCCCGCUUGCAUACAGAGCAUCCGACAUUCUGAACUUUCCACGCAUAUAUUUUUUUAACCCUACAUUAACGUCGACGGGUUGUUGUGCUCGUCGACGGAUUUACGUCAUCGAUGACGUCGACUAGUCGGGACAGCUCUAGUUUUAACCUUCAAAGUCAGAACAGGCAACUCUUACAUUUUUUCCUAUUCACAAGCAACUUAAAAUAGUGAAUUCUAUGCACGAUUUUAGAUUUUAUAUUACAAAUAUGAAAUAUGCCUACCUUAAUGUGAUUCCUGGCCCUGUUUUCCAUGAAUGUUCAUGUGUUGUCUCGUAGUGGCGGUUGACACUAGUUGUGACACACACAAUGCACAGACAGAGCUAGCGGAAGUAACCAGCCAACCCGUUGUUACCGGCAUCCCCAAGGCGCCGCUGUCCCCCACAAUAUGACCGGGUUACUAGUUAAGCGUAGAAAAAGUGGGCAUCGGUGUUGAGAGAGUUGCGCGGAGAGAGCCGUGAAAGUGGCUGUGUCCCCGGCUGGUUUUUGUUUUGUUAAUAAAAGUCUCCAGCAAAAAGCCA